AUGCAAAGAUUAACACGUUUAAAAUUAUUAGUUGAAGUUAUACGUCGAUUACAAGAUGCAGUUGUACGAGAUUCCAAAGAUAAAACACUUGAAAAACAUCCUUUUCGUGUACCAAGUGUUAGAGAACGAGAAAAUGUACAACUUGCACUUCGUGAAUUAAAUCGA
Schistosoma intercalatum is the source of this 165-nucleotide messenger RNA. Lineage: Eukaryota; Metazoa; Platyhelminthes; Trematoda; Strigeidida; Schistosomatidae. The record is from the annotation of a GenBank genome assembly.